Molecule: messenger RNA, 2809 nt
Organism: Molossus molossus (Pallas's mastiff bat)
Lineage: Eukaryota; Metazoa; Chordata; Mammalia; Chiroptera; Molossidae
Gene: SUZ12
Product: SUZ12 polycomb repressive complex 2 subunit
Exons: 16
Coding region: 212-2443 (743 amino acids)
Cellular component (GO): nucleus; ESC/E(Z) complex
Molecular function (GO): chromatin DNA binding
Source: RefSeq, a predicted model, not a curated record
AGCGGAGCGGGGCUCUCUGGAGGAGACACUUUUUUUUUUUUCCUCCCUCCUUCCCUCCUCUCCUCCUCCCUUCCCUUCCCCUCUCCUCCCCUCUCUCCUCCUUCCCCCCUCGGUCCGCCGGAGCCUGCUGGGACGAGCGGUUGGUAUUGCCGGCGCUUACUCUCCGGGGCCGCCCGGCGGGUAGCUGGCGGGGGAGGAGGCAGGAACCGCGAUGGCGCCUCAGAAGCACGGCGGUGGGGGAGGGGGCGGCUCGGGGCCCAGCGCGGGGUCCGGGGGAGGCGGCUUCGGGGGUUCGGCGGCGGUGGCGGCGGCGACGGCGUCGGGCGGCAAAUCCGGCGGCGGGGGCUGUGGAGGCGGCGGCAGUUACUCGGCCUCCUCCUCCUCCGCGGCGGCGGCGGCGGCGGCGGCGGCGGCGGGGGCUGCGGUGUUACCGGUGAAGAAGCCGAAAAUGGAGCACGUCCAGGCUGACCACGAGCUUUUCCUCCAGGCCUUUGAGAAACCAACGCAGAUCUAUAGAUUUCUUCGAACUCGAAAUCUUAUAGCGCCCAUAUUUUUACACAGAACUCUUACUUACAUGUCUCAUCGAAACUCCCGAACAAACAUAAAAAGGAAAACAUUUAAAGUUGAUGAUAUGUUAUCAAAAGUAGAGAAAAUGAAAGGAGAGCAAGAAUCUCAUAGCUUGUCAGCUCAUCUGCAGCUUACCUUUACUGGUUUCUUCCACAAAAAUGAUAAGCCAUCACAAAACUCAGAAAAUGAACAAAAUUCUGUUACUCUGGAAGUCCUGCUUGUGAAAGUUUGCCACAAAAAAAGAAAGGAUGUAAGUUGUCCAAUAAGGCAAGUUCCUACAGGUAAAAAGCAGGUGCCUUUGAAUCCUGAUCUCAAUCAAACAAAACCUGGAAAUUUCCCAUCCCUUGCAGUUUCCAGUAAUGAAUUUGAACCUAGUAACAGCCAUAUGGUGAAGUCUUACUCAUUGCUGUUUAGAGUGACUCGUCCGGGAAGAAGAGAAUUUAAUGGAAUGAUUAAUGGAGAAACCAAUGAAAAUAUUGAUGUCAAUGAAGAACUUCCAACUAGAAGAAAACGAAAUCGUGAAGAUGGGGAAAAGACAUUUGUUGCACAAAUGACGGUAUUUGAUAAAAACAGGCGCUUACAGCUUUUAGAUGGGGAGUAUGAAGUAGCCAUGCAGGAAAUGGAAGAAUGUCCAAUAAGCAAGAAAAGAGCAACAUGGGAGACUAUUCUUGAUGGGAAGAGGCUGCCUCCAUUUGAAACAUUUUCUCAGGGACCUACGUUACAGUUCACUCUUCGUUGGACAGGAGAGACCAAUGACAAAUCUACAGCUCCUAUUGCUAAACCUCUUGCCACUAGAAAUUCAGAGAGUCUCCAUCAAGAAAACAAACCUGGUUCAGUUAAACCUACUCAGACUAUUGCUGUUAAAGAAUCGCUGACUACAGAUCUACAAACGAGAAAAGAAAAAGAUACUUCAAAUGAAAACCGACAGAAAUUAAGAAUAUUUUAUCAGUUCCUUUAUAACAACAAUACAAGACAACAAACUGAAGCAAGAGAUGACCUACAUUGCCCUUGGUGCACUCUAAAUUGCCGCAAACUUUAUAGUUUACUCAAGCAUCUUAAACUCUGCCAUAGCAGAUUUAUCUUCAAUUAUGUUUAUCACCCAAAAGGUGCUAGGAUAGAUGUUUCUAUCAACGAGUGUUAUGAUGGCUCCUAUGCAGGAAAUCCUCAGGAUAUUCAUCGCCAACCUGGAUUUGCUUUUAGUCGCAAUGGACCAGUAAAGAGAACGCCUAUCACACACAUUCUUGUGUGCAGGCCAAAACGAACAAAAGCGAGCAUGUCUGAAUUUCUUGAAUCCGAAGAUGGAGAAGUAGAACAGCAACGAACAUACAGUAGUGGCCACAAUCGUCUGUAUUUCCAUAGUGACACUUGUUUACCACUCCGUCCACAAGAAAUGGAAGUAGAUAGUGAAGAUGAAAAAGAUCCUGAAUGGCUAAGAGAAAAAACCAUUACACAAAUUGAGGAAUUUUCUGAUGUUAAUGAAGGAGAGAAAGAAGUGAUGAAACUAUGGAAUCUCCAUGUCAUGAAGCAUGGGUUUAUUGCUGACAAUCAAAUGAAUCACGCCUGUAUGCUGUUUGUAGAAAACUAUGGACAGAAAAUAAUUAAGAAGAAUUUAUGUCGAAACUUCAUGCUUCAUCUAGUCAGCAUGCAUGACUUUAAUCUUAUUAGCAUAAUGUCAAUAGAUAAAGCUGUUACCAAGCUCCGUGAAAUGCAGCAAAAAUUAGAAAAAGGAGAAUCUGCUUCCCCUGCAAAUGAAGAAAUCACUGAAGAACAAAAUGGGACAGCAAAUGGAUUUAGUGAAAUUAACUCAAAAGAGAAAGCUUUGGAAACAGAUGGUGUCUCAGGGGUUUCAAAACAGAGCAAAAAGCAGAAACUCUGAGAAGAAAAGGCCUAACCCUGCGUUAUGGACAAACACUGAAAUUGCAUUCUAGGGAGUUCAGCCUCUAGGAAGUUUUGUUUUUGUUUUUAAUUAUAGAUUCCAAACAGGCACUGUUAAGAUGAAGUAAAUGAUUUCAACAAGGGUUUGUAUCAGGGUUCUACUUUAUGCAGCAUUACAUGUAUAUCAGUUUUAUUGAUGUUAUUAAAACAUUCUCGUUUGAGCAUGAAAAGCAAUACUUCACAGAAAGUAUUUUUAACUUCAACAGUUGUCUUAUGAAAUAAAUUGAUAAUAGAAAUUAUUUCACAUAUUUAAAUUAUAAAGUUUUUUGCAUUUGUGACUGGCUGCUUUUCUACUUUGUGAGACCUU